UUUGCAAUGCCACAUGGGACGCCUUUGAACUCUACCCUGCUCUUGCUCUCGAUCCUCAUUACUACUCUCACUGUAGUUGGGCGUUCAUACCCCCGAUUUUCCCGUAAUGACACAGAAUUCCAACACCUGGUUCUCCACCCAGACUUAUUUGUGGGGACAGUGUAUGUGGGUGCCAGAGAUUACCUCUUCCAGCUGAAUGGAUUGGAUGGGCUUCAGUUGGAACAAGAGGAGAGGACCGGCCCUGUGAGUGACAGCAAAGAAUGCCUUCCCCCGGUUACUGAGUCCAACUGUCCCCAGGCAAGGAGAACCAGUAAUCAUAACAAGUUAUUAGUGGUGGAUCAACAGGCGUUGGAGCUAAUCACCUGUGGCAGCGUCCACCAGGGCAUCUGCCAGAAACGGAGCUUGGCGUCUAUCAAGGACGUCAUCUUCUCCAGCCAUAGGCCUGUGGACACACAAUAUGUUGCAGCCAAUGAUCCAUCAGUGUCAACAGUGGGGCUGGUGGUCGCUCCUCGUGGUGGGGAAAGGACGGUGAUGUAUGUGGGGAGGGGCUAUACUGCUAGCCACCCACCCAUUUCCACCCGCCAUCUCUCAUCAGCACCUGUUUUUUCCUAUGAGGAGACAGCUAAGCUGGCUGUAGCUGGACGUCUGUCAGAGUAUGACCACCAUUUUGUAACAGCAUUUACAAGGCACACUUACGUGUACUUUCUGUUUUACCGUCGUGAUAUCAAGUCUACAUUGAGGGACUACAGAACUUAUGCUGCCCGGGUUUGCCUGGAUGAUACGUCAUACUAUUCAUAUGUGGAAGUUCCUCUUGUUUGCCAUUCACCAUCAUCAUCUUCUGCUUCCUCCAAGAGUUACAAUCUGCUUCAGGCAGCACAGGUGGGACACAAAUCAGAUAACAAGGGUGAGGCUCUGCUUGGUGUGUUUGCUGCUCGCAUCAGCUCCACAAACAACAAUCCUUCAGAUGCCUCGGCUUUGUGUGUUUACCCUUUGGAUGAACUCGACAGACUCGUGGACUUCACCCGAGACCUCUGUUACACCCAGAAUGGUAGGGUGGAGGGAGGAGAAGAGGUGGCCUACAUAGAGUAUGAGGUCAAGUCCAGCUGUGCGAACUUGCUCAUGAAUACGCUGAAGGCGUAUCCAUGCGGCUCUGACCACACUCCCAGUCCAAUGGCAAGCCGCACACCCUUGGAAGCCAAAGCCAUAUUGGAAAGCCCUUAUGCCCGCCUCACUGCUGUUGCCGUCAGUGUCAGAGAGGAACACAGCAUUGCCUUUCUUGGAGAUUCCAGUGGCAAACUUCACAAGGUAUUCAUUCGCCAAGAUGGACGGGCAGAGAUAUAUGCAACAACUACAAUCCAGCCCAGUUCACCUAUUAGCAGUGACCUUUUAUUAGACCAGAAUGGAGCACAUAUCUACAUUAUGACCAAAACCACAGUGGAGAAGCGCCCGGUGGCAGAGUGUGGUGACCACCUCGACUGUCAGUCCUGUCUGUCAGCCAGAGACCCCUACUGUGGGUGGUGUGUGCUGGAGGGACGGUGUGGUCAGCGCAGGGAGUGCCAGAGAGGGUCUCUGCAGGGCCAAUGGUUAUGGAGUUUUAACCAGAAGCAACAUUGUCUCAGUAUCCAGAGCCUCAAUCACUACAACAUCAGCAGAGGGGAAAAAAACGAUAUCAGCCUGUCAAUAGCGGGUCUCCCCAGUCUUGGAGAAGGAGAGGCUUACUCCUGCUUCUUCCAGGACACAGAGACUCCUGCCUCACUCAUAACCACUGGUGUGAGAUGCUCUACCCCUGAUGCAAGCAAUCUUCCUCCAAUUGGCCAUGGAGAUGACUUUGUGAUGGUGACCCUGUCGCUGCGUUUCCUAAAUGUGACAGUCGCAGAAACAGAAUUUACCUUCUACAAUUGUACCUUGGUUCAGCAGCUGUCUGGACGCAGACCAUGUCAAGGCUGCAUUAGCAGUCGCUGGGGCUGUAACUGGUGUGUUCACCAGCAUGUCUGCACACAUCAACAAACCUGCAACCAAGGAGUCACCAUCUACAACAAAAACUUCAUAACCUCAGCCCCCACCGUCUCAAUACCCUCCUCAAAACUGACUCCUUUACCUCCAACCGUCCUGGCUGCUACUACGAAAACAACACAGCUGGCACCCACUGAGGCACGUGCUCCCAUCACGUCAGCUGCCCCCAUCACAGCUAGCAUCACCUCUAAUGGAUUAUCUACCUCACCUCUUACCCUGGCCAGGACAUCCCCUUAUGUCACCCGGCCCACACCCAUACACAUAGAUGUCCCUACCUCAGCUGGGAUCCUCACUGAUGGAACAGCAGCAUUGGAGGAAAGUGAUGGCACCACCACACUCCUUGCAGAGAAUGAUAAAGUUGGUGAUGGUCUGCAAAUGGAGCCUGAAGUCAACAAUACUGUUGAUAGAACUCCAAAAACUUCAGUUUCUAGCAACACAAGUGGCCACAAUGACUCUGACCAACUGUCUGGCGGUGUGUUGAGUUCGUUCUUUAACUUAAGCUCCACUGAAGUGACCCUUUCAUCAGAUUUGGCUGCCAGGCUUGAUAAACAGUCUGUUUCUUCAGACAUAGCAGAAGAAAAUGACACAACUACAUGGUUAAAUGAUUCAACCAAGUUUGAAGGAGAUGCUGAGGUGGGCACGGGCACAUGGCCACAUCAUGCAACUGGCACAUCUGCAAGCACCAGUGAAAAGGCUUUCAUCCACAUGUAUUCAUCUGGCACCAUUGCUGACCAUGAGCCCACAGCAAACUACCAAUCAGAUUUGCUGACUGACUCUCAUUAUCUGGAAUGUCCGUGUGUAGAGAAGGUUCAGGGGUCUUCUUUCAUCCCUGUUAAUGUGGAGCGGAAGCUUACUUUGGUGGGACAACACCUAAACCUCUUUCAGGAUGAGGGUUUGGACUACGAAUGUGUGUUAGACAUAGAGAGUCAGUCAGUGGUAGUGGAUACAGUUGUGGAGAUGGACGUCGCACAGCCAUCGGUCUUCUUUAUCACCUGCAAACCACACCAGUAUGCAUAUUCUGCCAAGAUGGAUGAAUAUCAAGCCAUAGUCAACGUGAGAAGAAAAGACAAGUUUGUUCUUGACAGCGCUGAGGAUCUCUAUGUAACUCUAUUCAACUGCUCAGUUGGACGGUCUGAUUGCAGCCGAUGUCGCACAGCUGACCCAAAGUAUGGCUGCGUGUGGUGCGGUGGAGUCGCACAUUCUCGCUGCAUCUACCAGGACUCUUGCACUGAUGAGAUCAUACACACCUGCCCCGCACCUGUCAUUCACUUUUUGGAUCCAGUGUCUGGUCCUGUAGAAGGUGGGACAGUGGUUACCAUUUCUGGUUCUAACCUUGGCCAGAAAGCAGAAGACAUUCAGAACUCAGUCACAGUUGCUGGAGUCCACUGCAACGUCAUCCACAGCAGAUAUGAAGUCUCUUCAAGGAUUGUGUGUGAAACCACAAGCAGCGGUGUGGAAUUGAGCGGCCAGGCCUCAGUCAGAGUGCUUGGGGGAGGACUUGGACUGUCAGCUCAAACGUUCAGCUUCCAGGAUCCCGCCAUCAACAGCGUAUUCCCUCAAAGAGGGCCAAAGGCAGGUGGCUCAUCUCUUAGCAUCAAAGGCCACAAGCUGAGGACUGGCCACCCCAGUGAAGUCAGCGUCCUGAUUGGAGGAGUUCCAUGCAUAGUGCUAAACAUCCAGGAGGAUCAGAUCAACUGUCUGACCAGAGGCAGCAACAGAACUGGUGAACAUGGCAUCACUGUGCGGUUUGGUGGAGCAGAACGCCACCUUCAGGGAUUGAUGUAUCAUUACACCCCCAACCCCAAUAUCACAUCAGCAGCUCCGUCCAAAAGCUUUUUCAGCGGGGGCAGAAUCAUUAGAGUCUCAGGUCAGAACCUGGAUGUUGUCCAAGAGCCGAAAAUGAGGGUUACCCUCAGUCCUCCUGACAUCCUUCCUCCCAGGAGGAGAAGAAGCAGCACUUGGCGAAAUAUUUUGAGCCUGAGCAGAGGGCAGAGUCAGCAAGGUCCAAUGAAGAGAUGGAGGAGGAUCGUCCCGGAGUUAGACUGCCCCGAGGGAACACUUUGUCAUGUCAAACAGUACAAGUCUCGCUGCACAGUGAGCAGCUCCUCCCUCAUCUUGUGUCCAACCCCAGCGGUGGGCCCAGAGGCCAGAUGGGCCAGGGUCAGAGUUCAUUUCCUGUUGGACAGCCUUCACUUUGACUUCAAAAGCGUAGCAAACAAGGCCUUCAGCUAUGAGCCUGAUCCGGAACUGUACCCUCUGAACCAGAACGACCCCAGUAAACCCUACCACCACAAACCUGGCAGCAUCAUCUCUGUGGAGGGGGAGAACCUGGAUCUAGCCAUCUACAAAGAGGAGGUGGUGGCACUGAUAGGAGAAGGUGUCUGUGCAGUGAAGACUCUGACCCACAACAACUUGUACUGUGAGCCACCAGCCCAACAACCCACUAUCACAUCCAACAAAAAACAGGAUGGCAUGGACACGCUGCCCGAGUUCACAGUAAAAAUGGGGAACCUGAACUUCUCUCUGGGCAGAGUGCAAUAUGACAUCCAGGCCCAGCCCACAUUUCCUUUGGAGGCCCAGGUGGGAGUCGGGGUGGGAGCUUUCAUAGUGGCUCUCAUUGUGGUCAUCAUAGUGCUCAUAUACAGGAGAAAAAGCAAACAAGCUAUGAGAGACUAUAAAAAGGUGCAGAUUCAGUUGGAGAACCUUGAGACCAGUGUGAGAGACCGCUGUAAAAAAGAAUUCACAGACUUGAUGACAGAAAUGAUGGACAUGUCCAGUGAUUUAGUGGGUUCCGGGAUUGCCUUCCUGGAUUACUGGGCGUAUGCAGAGCGUAUCUUUUUCCCUGGCCACCAAGAGUCACCACUGAGACGAGAUCUGGAUGUUCCUGAGAGUCGAAGGCAGACUGUUGAGCAGGGGCUGGUUCAGUUGUCAAACCUGCUCAAUAGUAAACUAUUUCUUACAAAGUUUAUUCAUGCUCUGGAGGUCCAGCGAACAUUUUCCCCUAGGGACCGGGCCUAUGUGGCCUCUCUCCUGACUGUAGCCCUACAUGGUAAACUGGAGUAUUUCACAGACAUCUUGAAGACCCUACUUAAUGAUCUGGUGGAACAGUAUGUAGCCAAGAACCCAAAACUGAUGCUCAGAAGGACUGAAUCAGUGGUUGAGAAGCUCUUAACAAACUGGAUGUCUAUUUGUCUCUUCACCUUUCUGAGGGAAUCAGCGGGGGAGUCUUUCUAUAUGCUGUUCAGGGCCAUAAAACACCAGGUGGACAAGGGACCUGUGGACGCCGUGACAGGAAAAGCCAAGUACACACUGAAUGACAACCGGUUGCUACGAGAAGAUGUGGAAUACCGCACACUGACCCUGAAUGUUGUGAUGCCAGCUGUAGCUUCCAGCGGAUGUGCCACUACACAGACGAUACCAGCCAAGGUCCUGGACUGUGAUACCAUCACCCAGGUGAAGGAAAAACUUCUAGAACAAACCUGGAAGGGGACCUCAUUUUCCCAGAGGCCACACAUUGACUCAUUACACCUUGAGUGGCGUGCAGGUGUUGCAGGUCAUUUGAUCCUAUCAGAUGAAGAUUUGACAUCAGUAGUACAGGGCUCAUGGAAGCGACUAAACACGCUACAACACUACAAGGUCCCCGAUGGAGCAAUGGUGGCCCUCGUCCCCAGGAAUGCCAAACACCACCUCCACGACAGCCAUGAUUACAUGCCUGGAGAAAAGACCCCUAUGCUGGACGACGGGGAGGAGGGAGGAGUGAGGCUGUGGCAUCUGGUGAAAGCUAGUGAGGAGUCGGAGCUGCCCAAGCACAGGAGAGGUAGUGUGAAGGAGCGUGGCGGAGAGAGAGCCAAGGCAAUACCUGAGAUCUACCUCACACGAUUGCUCUCGAUGAAGGGCACACUGCAGAAGUUUGUCGAUGAUUUAUUCACUGCAAUCCUCAGCACCAGUCGUCCUGUCCCUCUGGCUGUGAAAUACUUUUUCGACUUGUUAGAUGACCAGGCACUGCAGCACAGCAUCACAGACCCAGAGACCAUUCACAUCUGGAAAACCAACAGUUUACCACUGCGGUUUUGGAUUAAUAUCCUGAAGAAUCCACAGUUCAUCUUUGAUGUGCAGACCUCAGACCAUGUGGAUGCUGUACUUUCUGUCAUUGCCCAGACCUUUAUGGACUCCUGUACCAUUGCUGACCACAAACUUGGACGGGACUCUCCCAUCAACAAGUUGCUGUAUGCCAGAGAUAUUCCACGUUACAAACAGAUGGUGGAAAGGUAUUAUGCAGACAUUCGUGAGACCAUCUCUGCCAGUGACCAGGAGAUGAACUCGGCUCUAGCAGAACUCUCUCGUAAUUAUGCUGCAGAGGUCAACUGUCUUGUCGCCUUACAUGAACUAUACAAGUAUAUCAACAAAUACUACGAUCAAAUUAUCACAGCCCUGGAGGAGGAUGCCACUGCCCAGAAGAUGCAGCUUGGCUGCAGACUUCAACAGAUUGCUGCUGCUGUGGAAAACAAAGUCACAGACCUAUGACCCAAGGCACCAAUUAUUGUUCUAUCUUCAAACACAGGACGUGGUUAUCAAGCUGUACCAUAUCCUAGAGAAAUAAAAGAGCACUUGCGGAAAAGGUUUGACAUCAUGACGUGAGCAAAGCCAAAGGAGCACUGUGAAACUUCUUGUGAUUUUACUGUUACAGUAGCAGACUGAGUUUUUGAUUUGAAAAACACUGGCUGUGUUGUCUGUCCUGUCUUCAGGAGGUACAGCAGGACUCCUCCGAUGCCUUACACAGGCAGAAAAAAAA
Molecule: messenger RNA, 6805 nt
Organism: Thalassophryne amazonica
Lineage: Eukaryota; Metazoa; Chordata; Actinopteri; Batrachoidiformes; Batrachoididae
Gene: plxnb1a
Product: plexin b1a
Exons: 37
Coding region: 7-6537 (2176 amino acids)
Biological process (GO): negative regulation of cell adhesion; axon extension; regulation of GTPase activity
Cellular component (GO): semaphorin receptor complex
Molecular function (GO): semaphorin receptor activity; protein binding
Source: RefSeq, a predicted model, not a curated record